AUGUAUCCACCGCAACACCCUCCUCCUCAUCAACGUAUGCAGUUUGUCCCGCCCACUUCAGACUUCCCAGCACCCCUCCCUCAACGUAGACUGAACCCACAAUUGGACCAAUCCCGUUACCAGCCGCCUCUACAACCCCCUUCGCGUCCUAUGCAACCACCUCUGAAUGAACCGACAAUCAACCAACAUCAUCCCAGACCAUCUACAUUCUUUAACCAUGACCUCUACCAGAAUCAAGGUUUCGCAUUUUCCCCUCUCCAUACAACCAGAGCCAACGCCGCUCCUACGCUUCGACUGAUGGCUUCAGUACCUUCUCGCUGGCCCACCGAGCCCCCUUGUCUUCCUCACCACAAAGUGGUCUACCUCAAGACCCACAAAACUGGUUCCACAACAAUGGGUUCCAUCUUCAAUCGCUACGCCUUCACCAGAAACCUCACAGUCCUUGUUCCGCAUCUGGGGCACUUCGUGAACUGCCGGACACUCUUCAACACCAAGCAAAUCACCGAAGGGGGUGGCAAUCAUUCGAAGAAGGGGAACUGGAGUUUCGAAACGGGCUACGAUAUGCUGACCAAUCACGCUCGGCUCGACAAGAAGGAGAUGGACAAAGCGUUCCAUAAUGCCAGGUACGUGACGAUUAUUCGCGAGCCAGCAGCGCAAUGGCAGUCGGCCUUUAACUACUUUGAGGUCUGGAAAUCGAUGCCCCAGUCGAAAGCGCCCAUGGAUCUUUUUCUUUCUCAGCCGAAAAAGUACUUCGCGCAUGUCAUGUCGAAGAAACAAUACUUCAAAGUUAGCAUGCACAACGAGCAACUCUAUGACUUCGGUUUGGAGCACAAUGACACGGACGACGAAGAGAAAGUCAUGAAUAAAAUUCGCGAGCUCGAGUCGGUUUUCGAUCUGGUGAUGAUCACGGAGUACUUCGACGAAUCCCUUCUCUUGCUUCAAAAGCUACUCUGCUGGCGCAUGGAAGAUGUAGUGUAUCUGAAGCAUGGGGUUCGCUCCGCAAACUAUCGGAAGAAGAACAACGACAGCUUGGCAGAUAAGAUACGAGAAUGGAACAAAGCCGACUUAAUGCUCUACAACCAUUUUAACGAAACAUUUUGGCGAAAAGUUCUUGAAUACGGACCUUCAUUUUCCCAAGACUUGGUCAAUUUAAAGAAUAUGCUCUCAGAUACCUUUGAUAUGUGUAUGAAUAAAACCCGAGUUCUAAAGACUGACCGGAGGGCAGAGAAGUUUUCCAAGAACAAGAACGCCCCCAAGAUUUGUGACCGAUUGAAUAUGGGAGAUCCACAAUACACCAAUAUUUUUAAACGUCGCAUGAAAGUUCAAAAGAUACCAUUAUAUCACAAUAAGGGGGAGAAUUCAUGUCACUAA
Molecule: messenger RNA, 1371 nt
Organism: Strongylocentrotus purpuratus (purple sea urchin)
Lineage: Eukaryota; Metazoa; Echinodermata; Echinoidea; Camarodonta; Strongylocentrotidae
Product: galactose-3-O-sulfotransferase 3-like
Exons: 3
Coding region: 1-1371 (456 amino acids)
Biological process (GO): glycolipid biosynthetic process
Cellular component (GO): membrane
Molecular function (GO): galactosylceramide sulfotransferase activity
Source: RefSeq, a predicted model, not a curated record